Messenger RNA from Hypoxylon fragiforme, 822 nucleotides. Its product is annotated as protein transporter. Lineage: Eukaryota; Fungi; Ascomycota; Sordariomycetes; Xylariales; Hypoxylaceae. Gene Ontology annotation, cellular component: TIM23 mitochondrial import inner membrane translocase complex. Gene Ontology annotation, biological process: protein import into mitochondrial matrix. The transcript has 3 exons. The coding region runs from base 1 to 477 and encodes 158 amino acids. The record is from RefSeq and is a predicted model, not a curated record.
AUGAAUGACGACAAAGAAAAGCGGUUUGAGAGAGAGCAUACAGCGAAGAUGGCGCACCGGAUCCUCACGCAAGUCGUCGUGAUCGGCAGCCGCGUCCUCGGGCGCGCCUUCGUCGAAGCCUACAAGCAAGCGCAAGCCUCGACCAACUACGCGCGCGCGCAGGCCAAGCUGAACCCCAACGGCGUCUCGGGGCGCAGCGUCACGGGCUCCGGCAACAUGACGCUGGACGAGGCGUGCCAGAUCCUCAACGUCAAACCCCCCCAGGGAGGACAGGCGAACAUGGAGGACGUGAUGACCCGUUUUAAAAAGCUGUUCGACGCCAACGACCCGCAGAAGGGCGGCAGCUUCUACCUCCAGAGCAAGGUGCUGCGCGCGCGCGAGCGCAUAGAGGCCGAGGUGCGGCCCGCGAUGGAGAAGGCCGCGCAGGAGGCCGAGCUGAAAGAGGGCUGGAAGCCGAAGGUGUAUAAGGACCGGUAGUCGAUAGCCGGUAGCCGGUCCAAUUUGACAUAUGAAAGGAAUCAAGGAGUUCUGAUUUCGGAAGUAUGGGGAUGGGAGUGUUCAAGAGUUGGGAAAAUCUGGACGCUCAUCACCCACACCUUCCAACGACCCACAACAUCCUAAAUUGGGGGGGAGGGGGGGUGAAAAAUAGGAGGAAACAAAAAAGCAUCUUCACUCGAAUGUAGCAUGGCCCGGCGUUAUUUUGGAGUUUUUGCAGGCUCAUUUUCAUGGUUUAGGCUGUUUCCCGGUCUUUGAGAACACUAGACACGGGGCAAGGCAAGGCGAGGCGAGGCUGCGUGUACUAGUAUAAUCAUUGCAUGGAUA